Capsicum annuum is the source of this 591-nucleotide messenger RNA. RefSeq lists its product as uncharacterized. The record is from RefSeq and is a predicted model, not a curated record. Lineage: Eukaryota; Viridiplantae; Streptophyta; Magnoliopsida; Solanales; Solanaceae. The transcript has 3 exons. The coding region runs from base 1 to 591 and encodes 196 amino acids. Gene Ontology annotation, biological process: chromatin remodeling. Gene Ontology annotation, cellular component: nucleus.
AUGCAAAUCGUGUUGAAAUUCAAUGACAGAAACACUAUUCCAACGACCAAUUUCUACCGCAAAUUGCCAGAAUCCAGUGACUCAAUCAAGUAUAAGGACACAACCCAGCUUCGUUCAGUGGCUGUGAUUGGCGAGGGUAGACUAGGGGCAUAUCAUAGGUCGGGGUCGAGGUCAAGAGAUGUUGGGUCUGGGCUGGGGUUUGAGGGGGUUGGGUCUGGGUCGGGUCUAGGAUCGAGUUUGGGGUUAGGGGCUAGGGGUACUAAGGUUACGCGGGAUAAGAGAGCUUCUAGGUUGCGAGUUGGGUCUUGGAACAUUGGUUUGGACGAAGAAGAGAAGAAGGAAUUCUGGAAGGUUUUAGAUGAGGUGAUGAGGAGCAUCCCGCGCACUGAGAAGUUUUUUAUGGGAGGGGAUUUCAAUAGGCAUAUUGGGUCUUUGUUGAGAGGGUAUGGUGAUGUGCAUGGUGGUUUCAGUUUUGGUGAGCGGAAUGAAGGAGGAACUUUUCUGUUGGAUUUUUCUAGGGCUUUUGGGUUGUGGAUAGCAAAUUCGAGCUUUCUGAAGAAGGAGGAUCACCUUAUUACAUUUCGUAGUUAG